CAGAGUUGACUUACGGACUUUGCAGAGCUUCAGUCAUACACACAAUGAUGAACUUCACCUUGAUAACAGCUUUCAUUCUCUGCAGCCUCAGCUGGAUCUCUGUCUCAGUUUCUGAGUCUCAGACUGUGGAGGUCCAGUCUGGUGAAGAAGUCACACUGCUGUGCUCCAACAUUUCCAAAUAUGACGCUGUAACAUUCUGGUUCAGACUUGUCCAGAGAACCAACAUCAGCUGUAUCUCUGUUAUGUACAAGUCUAACAGCAAUGCUGAAUUCUGUGAUGGAUAUGAAAACAGAGAAUUUGAAAUGAGAUCUAACAUCUCUACCCUCUUUCUCAAAAUCAAACAAGUGGAUUUAUCUGACGCUGGACUGUAUUUCUGUGGAUUUUAUGCUCAUGGACGUCCAACUUUCAGUGUAAUACAUUUAAACAUUAGAGGCAGCGAUGAGCCACAUGAUGACGUCGACAGCAAGUGUAAAAAAGAGUCUGACGGAAAAGAAAAGCUGACGAGUGUGAUCCUGGGCGGUCUGACUGUUUUCCUUGUAAUGGUCAUCAUUGGUCUGGUUGCUAAAAUCAGGAAACUUCAGACAGCUGUCAGUGAAGAACAGAAUCCACAACAGCGUGAGAAUCUGGACUCUGAUGACCUGAAAGAUGCAGCACUGAGUUUCUAUUCAACAACAAUAAGAAACAGGAGGCCUGCAUCACAGAGAGAAGUGGAAACUCAUGUUAUUUAUGCUGCCAGCAGAAAGACUCAGAGUGGUUCAGAGUGGAACUGAUGCUUUUAUCAUAUUAAUCCACUGCUGUGUACUUUUGUGGGUGGAGGGAGGAGUUACCAUUUUCUUACUGAAAAAAAAAAGACAUAUAAUCAAAAUUUCUUUCUUUUUCCAAAUGCUUUUACUCUCAUGUCUCUCUCACUCUCUGUCUUCCUAAUUUUAUCCGACUGUGGUUCCUGUCCAAAUAGACAAUAGAUAGAUGGAGGUCUGCAGCAGUGGAGGAGUGAGUGAGUUUCACAUCACUUGUUAGACAGGAAGAGACAGCAGUGUGGUCUGAGCACAGCUGAUGUGAGAAUCAUGAGGCCUGUUAGAUCGAAGCUCUGUAAGAAUAAAGUCUGAAAUGAAGCAGUGAAUACUGACUGACCUUCUUCUGUCAAGUGGACAAAGUGAUCAGGUUCUACAUUUGUACAGAUGUUUUGGAAACUGGAUAUUUUAACUGUGAUGCCAAUGUGUUACAUGU
Messenger RNA from Siniperca chuatsi (mandarin fish), 1227 nucleotides. RefSeq lists its product as uncharacterized. Lineage: Eukaryota; Metazoa; Chordata; Actinopteri; Centrarchiformes; Sinipercidae. Gene Ontology annotation, biological process: response to bacterium. The transcript is spliced from 6 exons. Bases 45 to 770 code for a protein of 241 amino acids. The record is from RefSeq and is a predicted model, not a curated record.